ACCCCCGCGCGCUCAGUCUGUUUACGUCGUUGGUGAGAGACUAGACGCCUGUACACCACUGCAAGGUACCCCGGGUUUAUCUCCAACGCUCCGUGAGAGGAAGAUACACCAGAGAUGGCUGCAUGUAAGCGACUAGUCGGCUCAUGGAAUGGAAAGAGAGGUCUCUGACCUGGUUGAACCGUUCCUCGAGUUACAGCCACCACGCUCAGUCUACUGACCGACAUAUGGUAACCUGAAGACGAGGACAUGAGAUCUCACCAACCUCUAUGGCAGGACACGACUGAAGCGAAAGGGAGCUUAUGGCCAGCAGGUGAGUGUUGUUUACGACAAGGAGAGUAAUCCUCAGUCAGACUGGAUUCUGGAGGAGGUGAGAGAGUCGGGGCGUAGAGAAGAGGAGGAGCUGGGUUCCAUCUGGAAUGAAGUGGGAUUCAUGACAAGCUUCUGACGGACGUCCCAAGUAUCUGGUGGUGAAUGCAGACGAGGGAGAGCCGGGGACGUGUAAGGACCGCGAGAUCAUGAGACACGAUCCUCACAAGUUGGUGGAGGGAUGUCUGGUCGCUGGCAUGGCCAUGGGAGCCAGAACUGGUCUGUGCAUAUCACAUACACCUACAUCUACAUCCGUGGAGAGUUCUACAACGAGGCCAGUAACAUGCAGGCGGCCAUCCAGGAGGCGUACGAGGCUGGGCUCAUCGGGAAGAAUGCCUGCAGAUCGGGAUACGACUUUGACAUCAUCAUGCACAGAGGAGCUGGGGCCUACAUCUGUGGGGAAGAAAUGGCCCUCAUAGAGAGUCUGGAGGGGAAGCAGGGGAAGCCACGUCUGAAACCGCCAUUCCCGGCCGACAUCGGUGUCUUUGGCUGCCCCACCACCGUUGCCAACGUCGAAACGGUCGCUGUUGCCCCGGCUAUCUGUCGUCGUGGAGGGGAGUGGUUUGCGUCGUUUGGUCGUGAGAGGAACCACGGGACGAAGCUCUACUGCAUCAGUGGCCACGUCAACUCCCCCUGCACCGUGGAGGAGGAGAUGUCCAUCCCUCUCAGAGAACUCGUCGAGAGGCAUGCCGGUGGGGUCAAAGGAGGUUGGGAUAAUCUUCUGGCAAUUAUUCCAGGGGGCUCCUCAGUCCCUCUCAUACCAAAGAGUGUAUGUGAGAAUGUUCUGAUGGAUUUCGAUGCGCUGGUUGAGGUCCAGAGUGGACUGGGGACUGCUGCUGUCAUUGUCAUGGACAAGAGUGCAGAUGUUGUGGACUGCAUCGCUAGACUCCUUCUCUUCUACAAACACGAGAGCUGCGGACAGCGUGAGCUGUUUAGUUAUCGUGUAAUAAUUGACUCUACCAUUCACUGCAAAACAAAUUGUACUCCGUGUCGCGAAGGGACUGGAUGGCUUACCAAGAUGCUCUAUCGAUUUGUGAAAGGAGAUGCCAGACCAGGGGAGAUAGACAUGAUAUGGGAGCUGAGUAAGCAGAUUGAGGGUCACACCAUCUGUGCACUGGGAGAUGCAGCAGCAUGGCCCGUCCAGGGUCUAGUCCGUCAUUUUCGUCCCGAGCUCGAGAGAAGAAUGGAGGAGUUUGCCAACAAAAGCCGCAAACAGGCCACUGCCUGACACUUGUUGAGCCCACACACACCUCACACGCUGUGUUUCCAUAGUCCAUUCAUGGACACUCCACAGUCAUUUAGUAUCUAUAGACUGUGUAGUGUUUGUGGACAGUGGUAUGUACACAUUUGAGUGGUGUUUAUUGUCUGUGUUCCCAAAGAUAUGUUUGUACAGCCAAGAG
Molecule: messenger RNA, 1766 nt
Organism: Geodia barretti
Lineage: Eukaryota; Metazoa; Porifera; Demospongiae; Tetractinellida; Geodiidae
Source: the annotation of a GenBank genome assembly